AUGCAGCCCCUGCGCUCGCGGCCACAGCAGCCCAGCUGCCCGGCUGCCCCGGGCAGCCGCAGCCGCGCGCGCCGGCGCCCGCCUUUCCUGCUCGGCUCACAGGCCCCGGCUUCGUUAGCCCCCGAGUGCUGCGGGGCCGCCAGCCAGCCACACGCCUCGGCGUCAGGGGCAUGGAGGAGCGGCGGGCUCCGAGCCGCGCCCCGGAGUCCCCGAAACUUCCGAGCAGGCGCCGGUCCGCGCCGCUGCAGCCAUCGCCGCCGCCGCCGCCGCCGCCGCUUCACCUGCCGGCCUGAGAGUGGGACCAUGGAUGAAAGGUUCAACAAGUGGUUGCUGACGCCGGUGCUCACUCUCCUCUUCGUGGUCAUCAUGUACCAGUACGUGUCCCCUUCUUGCACCAGCUCCUGCACCAACUUCGGGGAGCAGCCCCGCGCGGGGGAGGCCCGCCCGCCAGCCGCCCCGAGUCCCGCCCGCCGAGAACAGGCGCCUCCGGAGGAGUGGGAGCGGCGGCCCCAGCUGCCGCCGCCGCCCCGGGGGCCGCCCGAAGGGAUGCAGGGGGUCUCUGCGCCGGAGGACGAAGAGGAGGAGCCGGGGGAUCCAGAGGAGGAGGAGGAGGAAGAGGAAGAGGAGCCGGACCCCGAGGCCCCCGAAAACGGGUCCCUACCCCGUUUCGUGCCGCGCUUCAACUUCACCCUGAAGGACCUGACUCGCUUCGUGGAUUUCAACAUUAAAGGGCGCGACGUGAUCGUGUUCCUGCACAUCCAGAAGACCGGGGGCACUACGUUCGGCCGGCACCUGGUGAAGAACAUCCGGCUGGAGCAGCCCUGUAGCUGCAAAGCCGGCCAGAAGAAGUGCACCUGCCACCGGCCCGGCAAGAAGGAGACGUGGCUCUUCUCCCGCUUCUCCACCGGCUGGAGCUGCGGGCUGCAUGCCGACUGGACUGAGCUCACCAACUGCGUGCCGGCCAUCAUGGAGAAGAAGGACUGCCCCCGCAACCACAGCCACACCAGGCUGAAGACUAAUACCACAGGAAAUGAAAGGACACAGGAGAGCUUAGAGAACACUGGAGGCAGAACAGCUAAUGCAAGGUGAGUGUCCAGUCAAGGAAUUCACAAGAUCAGUAAAAGCUGACAGCACCCCCUAACUUUCUACCGUGAAAACAGCUCACUGAAAUUAUACCAGGUGGAUGUUUUAUCAGUAUCCUGGAGGUUUUCUCUCGUAGAAUAAUUUCCUUAAAAUAGGAGUGUAUUAUUCAGGCCUAACAACUAGUAAUUGCCCCGUGUCUGAGUCAGUAAUGCUAUAAUAAAAAUUAACUUAUUUACAAAGAAUUAUUAUUAUGUGUUUGUGAAUUUUAGAUGAAGAAUUAGUUUAAAAUUUGCGACUUCUAUCCCACUGAUAUGUUGUGUUUCUAUCGCUUUCCUUUAAAAAAUUAACUUUUCAUUCAUCAGUAAUCAUGCUUUAACUCACACAGUUUAAUGAUAGAAUUCUUUUUGUGGAGGGGAGAUGACUCUUCCUGUAGCUGUGUGUUUAUAUUUCAGUGGGAUUUUGGAUAUGAACUUGGUAAAAGGAGUUUCUUUAGCAUUUUUUGUAUCAUGAAACUGCAAAAUUGAAGGUAGUGUGUAUUUUGGUUUAUAAAUGGAAUGAGACCAUGUAAUGUGAUUUUGUAUUUGUUCAUGAUUUAUAGGAUGUGUUUGUGUGUUAAAUAAUCUCUCAUUAUUGUGAGCCACGCUUGUUUUAGGAUACUUUGUUUCAUGGAAGCCAAACAAAAGAGCUUGUUUUGGGUUUCAGUUUUUGGUAUUAGCUUGUCGGUUUUGUAAUCCAAUCAGGACAAGAAAGGGACAAAUCAUGAGUGAGGCAGAGAUGGACAGGAAGAUGAGUCAUCCUUAUUCUGCAAUAGGAAAUGUGAUAGUGGCCAUUUAGUAAGGGCCCUGUUGGUGGGGGUGACCUCACACACACAGGUGUGCUUGUUGGCUUUGAUGACUCAGCCCCCCAGGCUUUAGGGGACGGCACAGCUUGUUCCACUGCUCUUUGCAAAUGGACCCCAGAGAGGCUCCAACCCCUUCCUGAAUCGUGCAGCUAGUUUCAGCUACUGGCAGGGUUGAUAUACAUGGAGCAUCUUUCUGCCGAUGCCCCAGUCUGGGCCUGAGCCCAAGAACCAUCUCUAGUGUUGACAUUCAUGGAUGGAACAGAGCAAUCACUUUCAGAACGGCAUACCUACACUUUGUGGCGACACAAAAAUAAGUCUUUGAAUGUUCUAUCUGGAAUGCAUGUGAGGAAAAACCACUUAGUUUCUCAUUUUUAAAAAGUUACUCUUUGUGUCUAACUUGAGGGAGCAUUGGGAGAAUGAAUAAGAUUGCUUAGAAGUUGCAAUAAUGUACACAUCACAAUUUUUGGCAAUAACUAUAUAACUGACCUUGCUAGUUGCUAACAUAAAAGGUCAAAAUGCUAUCAUUGGAUGUCUAGUUGAGGGACUCCAAUCUUUCUCUGAGUCAUGAGCAAUUUAUUUCAGAUGGAAACUGGUUCAGAUGGAAACUGAAUAUUCUAGUUGUUUUUCUUCUGAUCUCUUUCUUUUCUCAAGUAUAAAUUAACAAUAUAGAGGAGCAUGUCUCAGCCCAGUAGCAGCAAGCUGUCCAUCCUAGCAGCUCACAUAACUCCUUUACAUGUUACCUGUGGGUUUUCAAGAUGUUCUAAUUUCUAUGUCAGGAUAUUAGCCUCUGCGGUGCUUUCAGUUAUCCUGUGGUUCUUAAGGCUAAUGAUUGCAAAUGAGACCCCAGAGCCCUAUCACUGUUAGUACUGCUGGUUCGGACAGGGGAGAGUAAAGUAAAAUCUUGAAGCCUGUACAAAACUCUAAUUUGAUUAAUUUGAGAUUAACUGUUUAGCACCUUCCUGAAAUUAAUAAAACAGCCUUGCUUAUGUAUGCUCACAGUCCUGUGUUCUAAGCAGAAUACUUUGUUUCAGUGUGAAAGUAUGUAGAUUAGAGAUGGGCAGUGUUUGGCCCAGGCUGUAGGGCCACCAGAUUGUUUCAUGAUGCCCUGUAUCAGUAUCUUUCUACAGGAUUCUUCUGAUAAGAAUCUUCCAUUCUCUAAAAAUGAAUGUCUGCUCCAUCAUCCAUUACUUAGAUUUCUUUUAGGCCAUUCUGAAAUAAUUUGGGCAGACUUUUAUGUUUGUUUAAGUGGAGCAUGUUUGCAUUGUUACUGGGAGUUCAUUUAAUUUUUACAAAGGGUAAUUGAAUUAUUCUGAAGUUGAAUGCAUGGUUUAUGCACAGCAAUAUAUUAGCUUGUAAGUUGCCAAUUGAGGGAGUCACUGAGAAUAAAACGUUUCCUACAUGCAUCCUAAGUAUUUUGGGAGCUUAAAAUGUGAAUUUUGAUCACAGACAUUCUUUGUAGACAGUAGACUUAAUUGGUCGCACCUGACAGGUAUACCUAUAUUCAAAGCCACUUAGUAGUAAAUGCAAAUCAAAUCGAGUUUGGCCUAAUUAAAUUAUCUGGGGGAGGUGAGUAUGUGAAGUUGCUAAUGUUGUUAUUACAAAUCACCUACACUAGGAGGUGCACACAAGUUAUACUCUGUAUUCUGUUUGGAGACCUUUCGGUGAACCAUUGAGUAAUGUCUAAAGCCUGCCAAUGAAGAAUCAGUAGACUUUAAUAUUCAGAAAGGCAUGUUUCCUCUCAAAGUGUUACAUAUUUUCUGGAAACAAGCACUGUACUUUCUAAUAUUUUUCUCACUGCACAGAUAGGAUUAUUUUAGAUAAUCAUGUUGAAUGUGCACCUCUUUUUUUUUUUUUUUUUGUGAAUGGAGGAGGUAGUAUUGGAAAAGGCAAAGAAAGUGGCAGACCUUAAAGUUCUUGUACAUCUGUCCUUACUUACACCAGGAUGUCACUGAUAUAACACUUUAAGAUCUUCACUUUGCUAAAAAUACGAUAAGUGAUCAACUUAUACACAUUGCUAUUUUUCAUAACAUUAUUGUUAUUGUUAUUUAUUAGAUAUAUAUUUGAUUAUCCAAAAAUUCUAUUGACUUAGAUUUCUUAACUUUCAUGUCUCUUCUUUUUUUCUUUGUGCACUACUAAAGUAGAUAAUAAUUAAGUAUCUUAAUACUAGAGAAUGAGUCAAAAAUAGAAAUUUCAAUUGGAUAAAGUAGGAGGAAUCUAACAGAGCAAGGAGAAGUAACUUACAUGCAUGUUGUCAAUUAUGGUGAAGACUCCCUGGGUAGUGGUAUUAGGAAGCUUGCUUUAUGUCUUGCCAAUGACUGGCCAAUCUUGUUAAGUACCAUUUCUUGUGUCUCUGGGUUUCUGAUGCCCCUCUGUGACAGUGGGAAUGCUCAGGUUUAAGAGAGGACAAAACUAGAGGUGUCACUUAGUUAGGAUGAUUGAUUUUCAAAAGGACCCGACCCUCUUCAAAAUGGAUCUCAUGUCCUAGUUUAAAUAAUUUAGAACAUUUGAAAGCAACAAAUGGAUUUAUGUGUGUUUCAAAGGGGAAAUGCUUUGAUGAGUUUCAGGAUUUAAAUGAAGAAAUCAAAACAUCACAAUACCUUUUGUUUUGAUGGUUCACAUUUGUGUUAAUCACAGUAUAUGAACUUUUUUCUCACUGUUUAACUGGAACAAUACACUCUAUAGUUUCAAUUUCUGUUAUAUAUGGUGUUAUAUUUUCCUGUUUUAAGAAAUUUAAUGGCAUUGUUAUUUCCUUGGGGUCUUUCAUCUAGUAUAGAUAUCUCAGUAUGAAUGCACAUUUAUGGCAUAUCCAUACAGUAAAAUGAAAUAUUAAACCAAGAUACGAAAGGAUAUUUUUGUCAGGUACAUUAUAGGUGAAGCAUUUUAACAAUGGAUAUUAUUGAUAAGAGCCAGUCAAUCCUGACCUUGUUCACCUUAAUUGAUUAUUUUUCACACAGAUGAUGGUUUCUUGAUAUUCCAUGAUGACUCUAUCUAGCUAGCAUGCCACAUAAAUAUUCUUAUUAUAUUCAAUACUAUAGUCUAUUAAAUUCAUGGUUGUAUGGAUCAGACACUUUAUCUUGACUUAAGAUAAAACUUCUUUGGCCAAUCUCAUGGAAAGCAUAUGCCCUAGAUUGUUGGUUUUGCAUGAUUCUGUAAUAAGUAAAGUGUUGUAAUAAGUAAAAAUACAGUUUUACUUUUUAAAUAUGGACAUGCUUUACCUAUCAGAUAUGUAUCUUCUCAUCAACAGACUGUAUUUACUAACAACUUUGGGAUACAUAUUUAUUCAUCUUUUGCUCAAAAAAUAGGCACUUAGCAUUUGUGUAGAUCCAGCAGAACAACAGUAGUCAAUUUGAUCUGGCCUCUAAAGCAGGUGUCAUUUUGAUAAAUGGUACUAAUUAAGCUGAGGUUUCAGGUACGAAGCCGAUUGAGUUAGGUGUUGGCACCUGGAUGGCCAUGGCCAGACAAGUACAGAUGUCGCAGCGAGGUAGAGGCAGCACUUUAUUAACUUCCUUGAGUCUCCAGGUUUUGCAUCUCCCAUCAUUUGAUCACAGAAUCUCGGUGCUGGGGCACCAUGGCUGCAGCUUGCAUUUAUUCACAGGUUGUAGGAGGCCAAAGCACUUAUGGAAAUUUCAGCUCUUUCAGGUCAUUUUUUCCCUCACUGAUCCCUAUCCUGCAGUGAGAGACAAGUGCAUAAAAAUGAUUAAUUAGACAAGAAGCCUCAUUGUUUUCAAUCCAUGAUUCAUAUUCCUCCUGCACAACAAGGGUUUAAACUGCAGGAAACAAAGCUCUUUUAUGUCUUCUUACAUUAAUUUCAUUAUAGAUUGUCUAGGUAAAGAGUGCAGGAUUCUGUCACUGCUUUCUUCUUCAUGAUUAGAAAGACUUUUAGUGCAAAAUGACAUUAGGACAUGACCUUCUCUUUUGAAUUUCUGUCUUCUUGGUGAUCUCACAGGAUCAAAUUAGGCCUUGGACAGUUCCACUAUUGAGGACUCCAAAAGAGGAUUUAUGAUUCCCCUUAUUUUUUCUACUUACUCACUAAAAAAAUUUGUUUUGAUUAGGGAGAGGUACUUUGAGACGAUAUUUUAAUAAUCUUGGAGAACCAAAUUCAUUUUCUCAACUUUCUAACAUGGAGGUUAGAAAAAAGUAUCAAGGAAAUAUUUCAGGCUUUACAGGCCAUAUGGUCUCUGUCACAGCUAUUUAGCUCUGCCGUUGUGAUGUGAAAGCAGCCAUCAACAAUACAUACAUGACUAGGUACCGUGAUGUUCCAGUAAAACGUUGUAACUACCAAAAUUUGAAAUCUCAUGUAGUUUUCACAUGUCAAGAACAUUAUUUUUCUUUAUUUUUUUCAACCAAUUAGAAAUAUAAAAACAUAAUUAACUUGUCGCUGUACAGAUACAGACAGUGGGUCAGUGUUGGUCCAUGGGCUGUGGUUUGCUUUUACCCUGCUCUAAUGCAUUUCAUGAAACUCUGUGCAAGGUAAUUAAGCAUUAUCCCUGCCUUCAGGGAACUUUUCAUUCAGAUGGGGAAAAGCAUAUCCAUAUUACAAGACAGAAUGUAAUUAAAUGCUCACUCCAAAUCUCAAACCACCCGAAUUCUCUGACUAGUCCUGGAAGGAAGAAGAAGAACCAGGGAGAGAUGGGAUAAUCAAGGAGUGUGGGUGUGAGGGGAGCAGGGUGGUGGGAGGAACCUGGAAAGGCUGAGGUCCUGAGGCACAGGCAGUCCUGGCAAGAACUGGCAGAAGAUACUUUUCAAAUUUAGAAAGUUUCAGAUUAUAAUAAGGGAACCCAAAAUUUAAAUACUUCAAAAUUUGGUUUUGUUCUUUUGUAGAGACAUAAAUAAUGCAAAGGCAGUAUUAAAAAUAUGCUCGAUUUGUGAGCCCUAUCUUGUGCUGAAUGCUGUUCAUUCAGUUAUCACUUAUAAUGCCUUGCACAAGUUAAGAACUUGAUGGCAUGUUAGUCAUGUCUGUUUACUGGUCUUAGGACAAACUGCUGUAUAGCUGCUAUAACAAAAUAUCAUAGUCUAGGUGGCUUAAACAACAGACAUUUAUUUCUUAUAGUUCUGGAGACAAGUAAGUCCAAGAUCAAGGUGCUGACUGAUUCAGUUCUCUUCCUGGCUUGCAGAUGGCUACCUUGUCACUCUGUCAGGGUUUGUGGGGUAAAGGGAGGGAGAGAGAAAGCUCAUAGGAAUGUCAGACCUCCAGUAUCUCUUCUUAGAAGGGCACUAGUCCAGAAUGAGAGCCCAUUGUCUUGGUCUCAUCUAAUUCUAAUUACCUCCCAAAGCCCUACCUCUACCAUCACAUUCAUUUUGUGGCCAUACAGAUACAGACAGUGGUAAAGAAGAGCUUCACCACAUGACUUUGCCAUAUGACUAGGACACAAAUAGUCUAUAUCAGAGGGGUAUUGAGAAUAUAAAUUAUAGAACACAACUUUACCUUCUAGGGCAUCAGUGUCUUAAGGGGAAACCUCACUUAAGCUUUAAGAAAUAAAGUGAUACAUGCAGAAAUAAGAGGAUAUAUAAUUAAUUUGCUAGAGGAGCACUCUGCUUGGGCUGGUAGGGAAAGGGAAGGAUUCAUAGAAGGGGCAACAUUUAGGCAGUGUCUCAAAUGAUGAUAAAGAAUUAACUGGGUAGAAGAGAAGAAUAUUCUCAAUAGUGUGUAUAGAGUUGGGAAUGUAUGUGUUAUGUUUAAGAAAGGCAAUUAUGAUAACCUGUGAUUCAGGAUUAGAAAGAAUAUGUUGGUUGGCAGGAAAAGUUCAAAGGAGUAUCAGAACUUAGGAUCUUGAAAGAUAUUUCAUAUGAUAACUGAAGUAUUUGAACGUUAUCCUGUAGGUAAGGAGUUGUUGAAGGACCCUGAGCAGAGUAAUGAUAUGACUAGAUUGGACAUUUAAUCCAAAAAUGGAUUAGAGUAGGUAUAAGGUUGUGGCAGGAAAAUAAGUCAGGACCAUGUGAGACUGAAAAGUAAAACAGAUGGUGAGGCUAGGAAUGGAGAAGGUAGCAGGAGGGGAAGACAGAGUCUAGAAAAACUUUUAAAUUCUCGUUUGGACAGCUAGAUAGAUGAUUUACUCAUCAACCAGAUGGGGUCACUGGAUUGAUUUCAGGGAAUCACAAAAUCAGUCUUUGGAUAUGUUGAAUUUGAGGUUUGAAGUAUGAUUAUCUGUACCCCUGCUCAAAGUAUGUGAAUAAAGAUGCAGAUUUGAGAGUCAACCAGCAUAAAAUUAUAGUCAAAGUCUUUACAGCUAAGGAAGCUUGGGGUCAGGGAGUCAUGUAAGAAGAGGAGGUCCAAGGAUGGAACUUUGAUGGCAAGUAUCCAGAGAUGCGUAGAGAAGCAGCCAAGAAGCUAGAGGGCUGGAUGGGAAUGGAGGAAGCAGAGGCAUGCAUGUAGGUGUUUUUUGAGAAAACUAGGUGAAAUGAGGUGACAAGGUGGUGCUUGGUAUGAAAGUCAAGGACAAGAGAAGCUUUGCGAAAGACAGGCAGUGUCAGAACUGGGGAUGUAGCUUAAUUGGUAGAGCAAAUGCAAGGCACAGGAUUCAAUUCCCAGGUCCCCUAGCCCCCCCAUGUAGACACAAAGAUGGGCAGUGUCUGAACCUUUUCAUUGGCUAAGAUUAUGGAGCCAAUGAAGAGUAAAAGCAAAUGAUACAGAAGAAGAAGAAGUAGGUGAUUUAUACAUGAGGGUCCUAAAGGAGUUAGGUCAGAUGGGAGAACUCAAGAUGAACAGAAAGAGAUAAUUGGGAAGAUUUACAAAUUUAGGACUGGAGCCAAGGAAACUGAGGGACCCCCAACCCAGAUCUAUGUCUUGUCUGUAAAUGAGUGUAAGGCUGCAUAGUCAGGAUGAGAUAGAAAAAGAGGUAUGAAGAAGGAUUGGAGAAAAGAGCAGUUAGGGUCAUGGCAGGGUUUCUUGAACUUUACUGUGUUUAUAGAUCACUUAAUGUUCUUGUGAACAUGCAGCCCUUGAUUCAUUAGGUUGGAGAUGUGUCUGAAAAUUCUCAGUUUGUCACAACUUCCCAAGUCCUGAGUGACACCUAUACCAUAGGUCCAUGCACCCAAUUUCGAGUAGCAAGCAAGUAGGAUACUUUCUAGUUUAUACCCAUUGUAUGCACUCACUAUUACUUCUAAGAUCAUGUGUUUAUAUGGAAGGUGGGGUUUGAAGAAGAGUGCUGAUAAAAUAUAUGUGAAAAUUAGGGCAUUUCAACACCACCGUGGCCUCUGGUCUGACCAGUCAUAGGAGGCAAAAACUAUUUUGCCUCUAAAGGUGAAAAUAAAAUGGCACUGACGUGAAUGGUCACAUGCUUAAUUCUGGCAGUGCUGUUUGCAAACCUGUAAGAGAGAUGAACAUAGUGGUUGGACUGAUGUGGGGUACAGCAGAGCAGAUGAGCUGUGUUGAUCUGUCCUGGAUCUGGAAAGAGAGCAUGUAGACUGGGAGGAGGUUCAGGUGUAAGAGAGAGAAACGGAAUGUCAGGAGAUUGUCUUCAGAGUGUGUAUUCCAAGCAUGACAGGAGAGGUAGCUUGAUGUGUGACACUGCCCAACAAUGGCUGUGAAUGUGAAUUGCGAAGGAAUUGUUCAGAUGAAUGGCAGGAUUUGAGGACCAUUGAAAGACAGAUGUGAAAGCCCUCAUUGGAUGUGAGAAUGAUCAUAGAAUCAUGAUAACAAGGAAGAGAGCUAGUUGGGGAUAGUAGAGGCAGAUGGCAUGAACUUCCAAGAUGUGUCAGGCAGGGGUGGGAAAGUAACAGCUUGGAAAUGGCAGAGCAAAUAUUAUACAGUAGUGUGUGUGUGUGUGAGAGAGAGAGAGAGAUUCUUCAAACCUCACCUUUCAUAUAAAUACAUAAUCUUAGAAGUAACAGUGAGGGCAUACAAUGAGUAUAAACUAGAAAGUAUCCUACUUGCUUGCCCCUCGAAAUUGGGUGCAUGGACCUAUGGUAUCGGUGUCACUCAGGACCUCAGGACUUGGGAGCUUGGACAAACUGAGAAUUUUCAGUCACACCUCCAACCUAGUGAAUUAAGAGAGGGGUGAGGGAUAAGAAGUCUCAUUAAAAGGGGCAAAAGGGGGCAGAGCCAGUUCUUAAAAAGACAGGAUCUAGACAGGGCAAUGGAGAAUUCUUAGCAUUCUGGACAUGAGCUUGAGAAGAUGUGGAUAGAGUAUUGGGCAAGAAGAGGAGUGGGUAGGGAUGUUUCCAGAGAGCCCAGAGAUAAAGGACUGGAAAAGCAUUGGCUGUGGGAGGAAUCAGGUGGAUUCAGGAGGAAGGGAAGAGCAGUAAAAAGAGGAGAGCAGAAGAAAGGAUUGCACCUAAAGAUAAUCAUCUCUGCAGUAGUGUUCAACAAUGACAGCAAGCAGCAAUGGCAGAGGUGCUGUCGACUGGUUGUGAGGUUCUGACUGAGACUUGGGUAAGAAAGUUGUUUGGAAGGAAAUUGGCCAACCUCUUCCAAGAGUUGAAGUGUUGAGGUGUGUGAGCCCAGGGCCUUUUGGACUGUACAUGGACUUGGUCUACUAAAGAAGAUGUCUGUUUAUUUUGUACACACAAAACAAGAAACCAUUACAGUUUCAUUCCAUGCUUUCCUGAGCAUGUUAAGCAUUCUUUUUGAAUGACAAUGCAAAAGAAUCUGUUGCCUGAUGGGUACAUCUGUUUUCCCUUAAUAAACCAUUGACUUUUAUUGAGAGAAUGUGUUUUCCUCUAAUUGUGGUGUGGAUAUGCUUCUUUUCCCUUAGAGUUGGAAAAAAAAAAGUUGAAGUAGAAUUAAAUUCUACUUCCUGCUGUAAGUGGGACCACAAUCAGGCUAGUAAAUGUAGAAUUCCAUUCAGGAAAAGGCCCCAUUUUUUUCUUGAAACCAUAGAACAAACCAUAUGCAAAGGGCUUGUCAUGUCCACCAGAAUGUGUAGGAUUUUACAGUGUUCCAAUAUUGGUCCUUUGUUCUUUUUAUUCCUUUAGUUUUGUGUGUAGCUAUUACUGUUUUAUUGAAAGCAGAAGCCAGUGGGAAAUGUAAUUUUGAACUUGACAAAUAUAAAACACUCAUUUGAUAAUAAGGGGUUUGAAAUACCUAAGAAAUUACCAUAGUUUGAAGAGCUGGAGCAAAAUAAAUCUGAAAUGGAAAGAGAUACAGAGAUGAGGACUGAAAAAGAUACCUAAUAAAUCAAAAUAAAACCAGUUUUGUGGAAGAGAAAAAACACAGAAGGAAAUUGGGAAAAUAAUAAAAGAGAUAAUGAAAUAUAAUAGAAAAAGAUGAAAUGAUAGCAAUUUGUGUUAACCUGGAAGCUUUCAUCCAGAAAUUAAAUUUGUUAGGCCCGGGGGAUUUGGGGAGGUUGGGCAACAGGCUAAUAACGGUGUGCUUCUAGGAGGUUAGCAAUGGGGUCUGAGCCAGUCUGUAUGUAAGAAAUAAAAAUUGUGAAGGAAUUUACAUUUGGUCCAAGAAGCCUGUAGGGGACUUUUCUGUAAAGAGUUAACUUGGUCAAAAUAACAGCAGAGAAGAUAAUUUACAUUCAGGAUGCAGGAGCAGAAAGAAGUGGGAGAGAGAGAUUUUAAAGGAAGUGUGUGGAAUGAAUGUUGUUACUGACUGUGUGUAGGAUGGGACAGACAAUGGCACAUCAUUGUAGCAGGUUCUGGAAUGGAUGUUGAUGAUGAACAAGACUCCCCCGUCCAGCUCUUUCAUCUGUUAAAAAUAAGUGAAGAAUAUUUGCAGAUUUGGCAAGGUACAAGGGGAUUCUUAGAUGCUGCUGUACAAACUUCCUUUGAGGACAAGUGGAUGAUAUAUCACAAAAGCUGUAAAAACACUUAUUUUCUAUGACUAAAACCCCCAUGCCAGGAGAUUUUUUUGUAAAUAAUAAUUAUUAGAGAUGUCUUUAAAGACAUGUGGCUUGAGGUGUUCGUUAUGGUAUUAUUUAUACUUUGGAAACAACCUAGAUGUACAACAAUAGUAAGUUGCUUAAAUAUCUCUCUGCUGAUUUAGCCAAUGUGAGGUGAUGAAUUUAUUAAGGUCACAUUAUAGAAGAAUAUUUAAUGUCAUUAGAAAAUCUUUAUGAAAUAUCUUUAGGUGGAAAAGAAACAAUUCCCUGAGUAGUUUGUUCAAUAGUAGAAGAAAUGUGUGUCUGAAUACGUGGCUGGAUAUUGGGUAUUUCAUCAUCACAUAUAGUUAGUAGCAGAGGAAUGGAAGAUAGGGGUAUCUGGGACCAGGCCUUUGGGAAGGUCUGUGGUUUGAGAAGACAGAAAACCAGGAUUUGCACUCUGUAGAGUAGGCAGUGGCUACCUGAUGUUUCCUUCUGGACUUCUCCACAGCCCCCCCCCAGGCAGAAACUGCUCUUUGUCAUAGCCUGAAUACCUGAGUACCUUGGGUACCCCAGAACAAGCUACUUUGGGUCCAAACAGAAUGAUCAGAGGAAGCCCUGUCCUGGUUCCAGCAGAAAUAUAGUGAGAACAUCCCUGGAAAAUGAAUUUCUGUUUCUAUCCAAAAGGCCAAUAACAUUUCAGUGAAAUGUAAAACAAACAAACAAAAAAACAAACAAGUAAAUAAAUGGAGGUGGGGGGAUGAAUUGUUUUCCCCCUUCAUUCUCUAUCACUUUUUAAUGCUCCCUGUCUCCUUCAUCAAAAGCCCUCGGGUUUUACACUAAAUAGACAAACCAUCUUCACCUUCACAUCCUUGUCAUCUACUGAUCUCUUCGUCAUCCCUAUUCAAUCAUUAAAGAUUUGGUACCUGAUUCAUGAUCCUAUUCCUGUCCGUAAACCUAUCACUAUUUAGUGACCUAGACACAUUCACUCACCCCACCCCACCCCUACCUUGCCAAUACCUUCUCCCCUGCUACCUGUAGAAUGUUCUUCCACAGCCUCCAUUGUCUUCUUCACUUUCUGACCUAACCAGCUUAGAUUAGACGUUUUCUCCUGUAGUAACUCCCUUGAAAAAGCCCUUGGCCCUUUUUACCUUUCUUCCUCCAUCAUUUAUUUCUAGAAAAACAGAUAUUAUGACUCUUUCACUCACUGUCUCCAUGCAGGCACCAAGCUGCUGAAUAUUCCUAGAGACAAAACACUCUAGAAGGCUGCAGAGGUUUAAUUGUAAGUUUGUGAUCACAAACCUCCAAUAGCCUGGUGGUGCAAAACUCCUAUCUUACUAUCCUGAUUCAGUAGGUUCACUUUAUCACUUCCUGAUAUGUUGUCCUCUCAAGUCUUUGUGGAUCUUUUCCUCCCACUUCUCCAUCAGCUGGUGACCUUGCCUUUUAGGAUGGCAGAAGGUGUCCAAAAGACAAUUAUUUGUUUUCUCAUAACCAAGUCUGUAAACCCACCUGCAUUGUUCUUUUUAUUACAGUAGGAGAAACAUCCCUUCUCCCCACUUCUCCUUGUCCUCUUCCUCCUCCUCUGUAUAAAAACAAACCUAAAAUUCUUAAACUCAUAUUUCUCUCCAAUAUCUGCUUUAUUCCUGUUUUCUUAAUAAUCACCCUCUUUAAAAUAUUGUCUACACACACUCUGAUGCUUCACUUCUAGUUUUGUUUUUAACCUCAACACCCAGUUGAAACUGUUCUUUUCAAGGUCACCGUGACCUUCAUGUGGCCUAAUUCAGGGACACUGAAUUUGUACUUUUUUUCUCAGACUUAACUCAACACUAGAUCUAGUUGACUACUCCCUUAUUUUUUAUUUUUACUUAUAAUCUUAUGUAUUUAAUGUUUUUAUGCAUAGGAAGAGUUAAAAGAAAAUUUAACAAACUGUUCUCUAGCAGGAGUUAUGAGAAGGCUUCCAGCAUUUAACCUUUCUGAAUUGCUUAUAUUACAUUUUCAAUCAGUAAAAAUUAUUAUUUUUUUUUAAAAAGGCAUUAUGAGAGCAGCUUCUGCUUUCUUGAAACACGUUCAACUUGGCUUCUUUAACCCCAGACCCUCCUGGUUUUCUUUGCAUCUCACUUGAUUAUUUUUCACAACUCUGCCUUGAGGUGUUGGUGUUCCUAACAGCUAAAGUAGGCCCUUUUUAUCCACCUUCAACUGUCUAAAGGCUCAUCAAGCUGAACAUGUCUAGAAUGGAAUGUUUCUCCAUCCUUCUUCCCACCUGUUCCUCUUUGUGUUCUUUCUUAGUAAGGACGAGUGCCACCUACCCAGAUGCUGAAGAAAGGACACUGGGGCUCAUUUGUAAUUGGUCCCUUUUAUAAGAUCUACUUUGUCACUAAAAUCUAAAGCUCUCACCUGCUCUGUCUCCAGGCUUCCUGCUGCUGUCCAUUUUUAUCAUCAACAUCCUAAGCCAGGCUACAUCACCUUUACGUGGACUGCUACAACAGCUUCCUAACUCUCUCAGAACCCAGUAUUCCCACUUGUCCUACAUUUGUGGACCAAAAAACCGUUUUUUUUCUAAAAGUCAAAUUCAAUUUCUUCUCUUGGGUGAACUUUGAGCUCCUAAUGAUGGCCUCUGAGGCUUUUUUAUCUAUUAUUCUAGCCUUAUUCUGUGCCUCUAUUCCUUUUGCUAUUGCAAUCUCAUUCUUUUGGGCUCAUAUUAAAUGAAAUUAAACCAGAGAAGCUUUCUUUAACCUCUUUAUACAAGUAGGUCUCCACUGUUAUUCUCCAGUACAGCACCCUUGUAGUUUUCUCUAAGACACUUAUGACUUGGAUUUAUGCAUAUGACUGGAAGGCCCCCCGAAGUCAAGGCUGUUUUCUCUCCUCUGAUCAUGUUUUACCACCUACCUGGCACAGUGCUUGUGCAUAAUACAUAAUAAUCUUUCAGUAGGUAUUUGUGGAACAAAUGAAUAGAUGAAUAUUUGCCAAGUAUUGAUGCUAUUUGGUGCCAAUGUGAGGAGAAAGAGAAAAUGAUCCAGGCUGUAAGAUGAUUACCAUGUGGCUGGGUGACACAGGAUAAAUGUUGAGGGUUGGCAGCACCAUAUAGGGAAGUGAAAAAUACAACAGCAAUAUUCAGACCUUGAAAAAUGACUAAAUGAUGAUAUCUUUGUGAGGAUGGGAAAAUAGAGCAGUGGAAGGGAUUGAGGAAGGAAUACUGGGAGUUCAGUAUUCUAUGUCUUUUAUGGGGACCUUUAUCCUUACAGAAUAUCUUCAGGCAACCUCACACAAAAAUAGAAUUCAUGAAACUGCUCAGCAAAGAAUACAGAAAAGAAACUACAAAGACAUUAAAGUCGAAAAAGUUUAUGCAACUCAGUAUCUAUGAACAUGCUAGUGAGUACUGAAUACAUACCAUGCUAGUGGUUGAUAUGCAAAUCAGUUAUUUACUUGAAUGAUGCUUAUUGAUUAUCAAAGGAUUCCCUUGAUGAUUGUUGUACAUCUUAGAUUGUUAAUAUGAAAGAAAUCUCUUCAUCUGGCUACAUAAAUGAAAUCGAUCAUUUAGUAGCAGUUGGCUUAUCACAUUGCACUACUUUACAUGAAAGAUGGUCUCCAUAAAAGCAGUUGUAAUGGGUGGUUUAAUAAGGAAAACACUGUUAGAGAAUACAAUUUAACUGUUCUUAGCAAAUACAAUGCUUUUUGCAAUGCACUCAUUUGUUUUAUUAAAGCUAAUUAUACAUUUGUUUUUGCUAAUUUUUACUGUACAAAAGAAACUUGGAAUACUUAAUAGUCAAUUACUGUGAGGGUAAAAAUAAUGAAUGUUAUCACACAAAGAGUUGAUAUAUAAGAGGCAAGCCAAACAUGAAUAUAGUAUAUGGAAAUUUGUCAGAAAUUAAUAACUUCUAUUUUAAGCCUCUUUAGAGCAUUUGAAAAAGGAAAACCUUUAAAUCAAUUAGAUUCCUACUUUGGUCCGUGUAGAUGGCUGACACGAUUCAAUCUAAAUAGAACGCUAGUAAAAGCUACAAUCAGCGUCCUCUCAAAAGAGCUGACUUUUUCCUGAACAACACCUGAACACAAUUGACAAGCAAACUCUCUGUGCUCAGAUCUUCAUCUUUAGUCAUUUUGGAAUAUUUGAUCUUUUAGUAGUCAUUGGGAAGGGACUCUGAACUUGCCUUCAAGUGAUAAUGAGAAUGAUAUCUUUCAAGCAAGUGGGAUCAGAGAAGGCUGAAUACGCUGAUAAUAAAAUCUGGCUUGUGAAAUAAUAAGAAAAUAUUUUUACUCACUAACUAUUCAACCUGAACCAUUAUUCAGGUUUAGUACUUGGUAUAAAAAAAUAAGAUAAGUCUGGUCCUGGCAUAAAGUUGAAAAUCUCAAAGUGACAUACAUGAAACAUUAAAGGUUACUCCCAUGACAUGAUGUGUACUAUGACAGAAAGAUUAAGGACACUAUAGUUUGGGGGUGUAGGAGAAAGGGACAGGCUAACCAAAGGGUACAAAGUUUUGGUUCGACAGGAGGAAUAAGCCUUAGCGAUCUGGAGCACACAAUGGUGACCAUGAUAAAUAAUAAUGCAUUUUUACUGCACGCUGCUGUCAUAUAUAACAAAUUAGAAUAAAUAAAUAAAUUUAAUUAAAAAAACACAGGAACAUUCCUCUGUUGUGUUCUAGCCUAACAUAGGGGUCAUGGAAGGCUUUCUGGAGGAAAUAAUAGUUCAACUAAGCCUUUAAUUUAAAUAGGAGUUAAUUAUGCAAGGAGAUAGAGAAAGGAGUAUGUUUGUGUGUCCUGGAGCCUUUGGAAAAAGUAAAGGUCUGCAGGAUAUCUAGAGCUUGGAAUGUUAAGAAGAGGGGCAGAGAUAAGCACUGAUCUGCACUAGGAAGCAGCUGCAGGUUCAGGGAGGGUCAGGCCUGCUCAAUAUUUAUUUUGGUUGUUCUGUGGCGGGAGCUGGGAAGGAAGCACCCCCAGGCAGGCCCACGUGGGGACAUGUCAGGAUGCCUUUGAGGCACUUUAGCAAGGCACUGUGGUAACUUUUUCUUGGGCAAGAGCAGGGGCAGGGGAUCGAGAAUCUGAAGUCAGGGAGUUUUAUGAGUUAGAAUAACCAAUAGGUGUACAAGUAGGUGAUUCUGAAUCCCAGGACAGUAGAUUGGUCUUUUCUGUGGACCAACAGAUGUCACAAAAGAAGGCAGGCCUGCAUCCUAUUCCACUUACCACAAACAUAGUGCCUUCCUGGGCCCCACAGAAGUAAUAGCAAUGAUGCCAAGAAAUUGAAUGGCCAAAACGAGAGGGCAAUAAAUCCUUCUGCAACUCAGGUACUUUCUGUUUUUCUUUUGUUUUCCAUUAAACAAAAGGGAUGCUUAAUAGAACUGUCAGAUGUUAGAUCAUUAAAAAUAUUUUUUUGAUGCUAGAUCAGUAUUUGCUUUCUGGCACAUAACUCAGGAUUUUAAAAAAAUUGAAUGACAUUGCUAAAAUAAAACUUGUUCCAUUUCUAUCUAUUUAUUUAUAUAAAAAGCUUUCUAAGCCCUUACAUAAAAAAUGAAAAAUAGGAAUAAACUUGAUGUAAAACAUCAUCUCAUUCUUUCAUUGUUAUAUUCUCCAUGGACCUAUGAAAUAAUUGAAAAACAAAUUCAAAAGCAUUUUAAUUAAGUUUCAUCUAAAUUCUGGCUUAUAUAAUUAAUAUAUAGUUGUCAAAAUAUAAAAAGUUACAUUGUGUUCAUCAAUUGUAUUUAAUGAGAACUCAAUUCUGGAGAAAAAUGUUAUCACCUAAAACCUUAUGGUCCCAGGAGAUUAAAUAUAUUAAAUUUACCAACUUUUUUUAGAAAGAUGUAUGAUGAGGUGAUCAAUAAAAGACUUUCAAGCAUAGAAUAUAUUGAGUUUAAAUUUUGUUGAAGAAGUAAAACAGAAUUAUGAGCUCAAAGAGAAUGAUGCAAAAUUUCCUAGUGUUAAAGAAAUGCUUAUUCAUGUGUUUUUUAACUGGAUGAAGAGAGAAAUGGAAUCACUGGUGAUUUCACAUAUUUUAAACAUUGGACAUGUUUAAAAAGAAUGAAGUAACUGUGAUAUUUUUAAAUUAUGAAAUUUCCCAAAUGGAGGAAAUUGCAUUCUUUGCCAGUAAGAUCCUAUAUGGAGUUGUAUGGUAAUUUUUUGAUAUUGACUUAAAAUGUGAGGCUACUGGUUUAGGGAAGGAAAGUGGGGUUAAAAAAAGAAAGAAAAGUGCAUAGUUUAGAUUCCUAAGAGCAUCAUAGUUAAGGGUUGGUUGUUCUUCUCCACCGUGUAACAAGAGAAGGAAGCCAGGAAAGGAUGACUUGUUGUAAUUUUGCAGGUUGUCUUGAUGGGAUUGGAGAUUAGACUGUUUUGGAGGCAUAAAGGGUGGGGAAAGACUUCUAAAGAGAGCCCAAGGCUGGAGCACAGGAGCAACCUCUGAUAGCAGAAAUACCAGUCUUCAGGGUGGCUGACAGUGACCUGAGAGUGAUAGCAAUCUGGUUGGUAUGUGAUAGUCUUGAAGCAUGUAUUGGUAAGAAAUUCUUAAAAUGAAUGGAUAAAUGCAGACAUUAAGAAAAAUACUAGAAUUUGAAUAAUAUUAAGGGGCCAUGAAAAUCACUGAGGCAGAGAUGAUAAAUCAUGUACCCAAUUGGGGAUGGCAGAUAGAACUUCAACUUCUCACUUUCCUGCUGGGUUUUAUAAGGUUACCUUGUGCUUCUCUGUAUUAUGUCUUACACAGAAUUUUCUUAUGAAGAACAUUGGAAAUGAGGUGAGAUGUUUGGAAAAGUGUGUGCCCCUCUGCAGGACCCUAACACCUGGCUUCACCCAAACCACCCAACCCACCUUGCUACAUUUCCAGACCAGUCUCCUCUUUGACCCUAGAAUCAGCAUUUCAUCUCCUGGCUGGAGCACCUCCAUCUCCUAACUUGACUUGGCAUCCUCUGGAUCCUUGAAAACCUAUCCUCUUUCUCCCUGAUUUUCCAAACUCCACUUGUACUUAUACUCUAUACCAGCACUGUUCAGGAAAAAAUAGAAUGUAAACCACACAUGAGUCACAUGGGAUUUUAUUUUGUUACUUAUUUGUUUUAUUGUGAUAAGAAGCAUUUAACAGGAGACCUACCCUGGUAUAUAGUUUUUAAAUGCAUAAUACAGUACUGAUAGCUGUAGACACAAUAUUUUAUAGCAGAUCUCUAGAACCCAGUCCUCUUCCAUAAUUAAACCUUUUGCUGAUAAACAGUAAUUCCCCAUCUCCCUCUCAACAGCCCUUGGCAAUCACAAUUCUAGUCUCUUGAGACUCUUUCAGAUGCCCCCUGUAGGUGGAAUCAUGCAGUAUUUGUCCUUCUGUGACUGGCUUUUUUCACUUAGCAAAUAUCCUUUAGUUUCAUCUACAUUAUUGCACAUGGCAAGCCUUGUUUUUUUAAGGCUAUAAUAGAUGAAAAGUGCUGUGACAAUGUGGAUAAAUUGGAAUCCUGUACCUUCCUGUGUGACUGCAAAAUGAUGUACCCACCAUAGAAAAUAGUGUGGUGAUUCCUCAGAAAAUUAAAAAAUAGAAUUAAGUUAUAAUCCAGCUUCUGAGUAUAUAUCCAAAAGAAUUGAAGCCAGGAUCUUGAAGAGACAUCUGCACUCCCAUGUUUAUUGCAGUAUUAUUCACAAUAGCUAAGACAUGGAAUCAACUUUAGUGUCCAGAAACAGAUGAAUGGUAAAGAAAAUGCGGCACCUACCUAAUGCACUGUAAUUUUAAUUUUCUAGUAGACAAACUUCCAAGAGUAAAAUGAAACAGUAGCUGGUAGUUAAUGCACUGUAUAGUGUGAAUCUAUAUGGCAAAUGUCAGUGCUAAAUUCUAUUUUUAUUUACUUGUUUCUUGAGUAGUUUUCUCGGUUUUCUUGGCAGACUGUAUUCUACUUCGGGGCAGGAAUCAUGUUUUAAACUUCUUUAAUAUUCUUAGGGUGUUUAGCAUAAUGCUCAGCUUUAGUAAGAAGCUUGAUGGACCACAUUUGUUGAUUAUUUUAACUAGUAAAACUUUUUGUUAAGCCACCUUGAUAAUCUGGCUCUGUUGACUGGCCCUUUGGGAAUGGGAUUGCUCUUUUUGGAACAACAAAGCUGUCACGGUUUUCAAUAAUUGACAAGGCUGCUAAUAGCUGCUGCUUGUGUAAUUAGACAGUCAUUUAAAUUUGUGCGCAUCCUGGGGGUGGGACUGUUGUGUCUUCUGCUCCUUCUAGUCACAACAGCUUUUAUUUUAAGUAUGAACAUCUUUACGUACAAAUUAAUAGUUCUUUGAAAGGUACUAAAUGCUCUUUAAGAAAAUUAUGAAUUUAAAUUUGCCCUGGGGUGCUUAUCAAGUUGGUUAAUGUUAUCACACUUACAUCUGACUUACUGAGAACCUUGGUUGGAGACAAAUUGGCUAAGCUGUCCCAACUUGUCCCUUAGAAACUUCUUGUUUUUUUUUUUUCCAAAGGCUAUGAAGAGGGUUUGCCCGGAUUCUGGAAGUGUUAUUGUCUCUUCUGAUAGGCUUUAUGCAGAGAGAUGUGGCCUUCAGUAUAAACAAACUGACAAAAGGCCCCUUGAGAAUCUUAAUUUGUUCAAAUUAAAAAGAAUGUGGAAAGAUAAGAAAGCUGUUUAAAAGCUGGCCUCCACUUUAGUACAAGUCCUUUAACCGUUCCUUUGGGGAAAUUACAUCACCCUUACAUGGCGGUUUAAUGAAAAAAAAAAAAAACAGUCAUUAUUCAGAGCAGGGAUUUCUCUCCAUCUUUUAGCCUCCAUCAUGAAUGCAAUGGCGUGAAUUCAACAGUGCAAAUUCUUGAACUGCAGUGCAGCUAUGUGAGAUUAGAAAACCUCUCAGGUGUGCUGAAAAGGAAGCCGGUUUGACUUUAUGCUAAAACAAACCUAUCACAUCAAAACCAGUUUUGUAGUAAAAAGCCUUGGUCACAAUUAUACACUGGAGGUCUUUUUCGUGAAAGGGAGAACUUUUUUUUUUUCCCCUGUAAUUGUGACCACUAUACUAAAGCAAUCAGGAAGGUAUGUUAAUUUACUUCUAACUGAUGGAACUGAUUUCCUAAAAGCUUUAAAGGAAUGGGAGAUGUUAGUGUGAUGAAUUGGAGAUGCUUAAUCCCAUCACAAUACAAAGCAAAUUGAAUUCUUAUGCAUUCCAUCUAUUUUGGUAUUAAUCAACUAAGGAAAAGAAAAACACCAGUGAAAAGAAAAUACAACAAUAACAACAACAUCAACAACAUCUGUGUUCCUCACCUACUUCUAGGUAAUUCACAGUUGGGAAGAGGUUUAUACAAGCUAGCUUUAAACUUUUACCAGAAGUAAUAGAAUUGAAAUAUGAUGCCUCUGGUGUUAAUUAUUGAGGUGUAUUCUGCCAGGGAUUGGAAUCUAUGGGUGGCCUAUAACAGAACUCUGCCAAAUAUGAUCUAUUCUGUAUACAGAUAAUGAACUGUUGUCAGUUUCCCUCAAGGGAAAUUUGAAUAUAUUGUAUUCUCCCUCUAAGGUAGGUAUAACUAUGUUUGAAAAUAAAAUUGUUGUUGCUGCUAAUACCUAUUAACUUUAAAUGUUACUCACACGUCUGUGCUUGGAAGUCACAGCAUGUACUGAACAUUAAUUUUAAUCACUUUCUAUAGCAGUGAAAUUUUGCUUCAUAACCCACUUGGAAAAAUGAGAGCAGCAACUGAGGGGCUAAUUCCGUGUUAUUACUAAAUCAUCCCAGAUGAUUGAAAUCAAGUUCCCAAGGCUGAUUUGGAAUUGACACACAUGACAAGGAGGUUAAUCUUGGAUCUCUUUAGAUUUUUUCCUUGCAGUGAUCACAUGGAGUUUGGAUCCUACAACUUAGGAUUUAGAGAAUUGAAUCAGAGAAGUAUGGAAGGGGUAUUGCAUUAGGACCAUCAUCUUAAGGUCUCCAAUUGAUAUAACUUAAUUUUUUUUUUCCAUUUCAAUUCUUUUGACAACUCAAGGUCAUAGCUCUGAAUUCAGUUUCCCUAGUUAAUUCAUGGUUUCCACAUCCUCACUGGUUCCAUCAAAUUUUCAGAGAAUUUACAGAUGUCAAGACAUGAAGAUACACUCAAGUUCUUCUCUGGUCCCUGUUGGUUGGUCCCUAUAGAUUGCUGCCAACCGAUUUGUGAUCUGAUGAUAAGGUCACCCUUGGAGCCACUUCUUCAGCCAUCAGGUUCUCUCUUGAAUUUAAUUGCUUGUCAUCACCUGGCAGGGUUGGGAAAUGGGCUGGGCAACAGCAUAUAUUUUUCCAAAUAAGUCAAUUGAUUACGCCUGUUUUAGAUGCAAAAGUCAAGAAUCGCCUCUUUUGUUCUUCUCUGAACAGAAAUCCCCACAUACCUAUGUGUGUCCUAGAUUGAAAGAAGGUGAUAAUUGUAGGGAAAUAUCCUGGAUUAUUAGGGAAUAUAGAGGGGAAAAAACUCAGCAUUGGUUAACAUUUGAAAUUAUUAUUUUCUGAAGGUACAAGCAAACUGAAUCGACUUUUGGAAAUGUAAAA
Molecule: messenger RNA, 22093 nt
Organism: Marmota monax (woodchuck)
Lineage: Eukaryota; Metazoa; Chordata; Mammalia; Rodentia; Sciuridae
Product: heparan-sulfate 6-O-sulfotransferase 3-like
Exons: 3
Coding region: 1-1089 (362 amino acids)
Cellular component (GO): membrane
Molecular function (GO): heparan sulfate 6-sulfotransferase activity
Source: RefSeq, a predicted model, not a curated record